ACACGUUCCCGCGUGCGUGCCACACAGUGACGUGGCAACAUGGCCUCGGCAAGGCGACGCCACGUGACCCGGAAGUCCUCACCCCUGCUCUAGUUUGGAUGCAACGCUGUUAGCAUCAGAAAAUUUGAUUAGCAUGUUUGUUCGGUUAGCCACGGCGAAGGUUUUUUUCUCUUAUACCUACACGGAUAUUACUGAGGAAAUGAAGCGCUGUGUCGCCUGUUUGGGUGCCUCUUAUCUCCGUGGUUGUGCAACGUCACUGACUGUACAAUAACACAGCCGAAGCCAGCUAGUUAGCUUAGUUUAGCCUGUUUAACCAGCGGGGACAAGUUCCUGGGACGCCUCAAUUGAUGAAAGUAGAAGGCGACGACUUGGCACCUGUAGAGCUGACGUCUGCUUAACUUGCCCUGGAUUUUUGUCCGUCUGUCUUGACGGCACAAAAGAAAAUUAACAUUAGCUUUUAGCACGAAUAAAACUACAGCCAUGGAGGACUUCAGCUCCAUCAGCCUGCUGUCCCUCGCCAUGCUGGUGGGCUGCUAUGUGGCCGGAACCAUUCCUUUGGCAGUCAACUUCUCCGAGGAGAAGCUGAAGCUUGUGACAGUUUUGGGAGCAGGACUUCUGUGCGGGACUGCCCUCGCCGUCAUCAUUCCUGAAGGUGUCCACGCGCUUUAUGAGGAAAUCCUGGAAGCAGGCGGGCAUCACAGUCCCAGCCAGAUGGGGGUGUUGGAGGUGUCCCAGCCAAAGGCGGAGGAGGUGGAGGCGGCGCUGGGCGUGGGCGGCCACCACCACCAGGAGCACGGCCAUGAGCAGCUACAUGCCUGCAUUGGCGUGUCUCUGGUGCUGGGCUUUGUCUUCAUGCUGCUGGUGGACCAGAUAGGCUCCUCCCACAUGCACAGCACUGAAGAUCCAGAGGCAGCGAGAGUGGCCUCCUCCAAGAUUACCACCACUCUGGGUCUUGUCGUGCACGCCGCAGCUGAUGGCGUGGCGCUUGGAGCCGCCGCCUCCACCUCUCAAACCAGCGUUCAGCUCAUCGUUUUUGUCGCCAUCAUGCUACACAAGGCCCCCGCUGCGUUUGGCUUGGUGUCCUUCCUGAUGCACGCCGGGCUGGAGAGGAACCGCAUCCGCAAGCACCUGCUGGUGUUCGCCCUGGCCGCGCCCCUCUUAGCCAUGCUCACGUUUGUGGGCCUCAGCCAGAGCAGCAAAGAGGCGCUCUCCGACAUCAAUGCCACCGGCGUGGCCAUGCUCUUCUCGGCCGGCACCUUCCUGUACGUGGCCACCGUCCAUGUCCUCCCCGAGGUGGGCGGCGCGGGACACAGCCACGCAGCGGCGGGCGGGAACACAAACAAGGGACUGAGCAAGGUGGAAGUGGGAGCUCUGGUGCUGGGCUGCCUCAUCCCCCUGCUGCUGUCGGUGGGACACCAUCAUUAGACGCGGACAGGAAGCGCGAGCAAAGACCCCUGAGGGAGCCAGAAAAGGAUGUCAUCCUGUCAUUAAAAAAAAAAAAAAAAUGUACAGUUGUAAAUCUCUUAGCAACAUUUAAAGUGACUUGAAGUGCCAUAUUAGAUCGCCGACAGUCACUCGUAAAGGUGAGGACACCGCUGUCAUUGGUCGGAAUCGCUUAGACUUGAUAGAUACACUUCCUCUUUUUUUUUGGAAGUCCACACAAACUUGUAUGUUUUUUUUAAUGAUUAUUUUUUAACGGUUAUCAUUGAGGACCAUUGUUUUUUGAUGUCACUUUCUUGCAGGGGAGGGCGAGGAGCCUGUCGUGUGACAUGACUUCCUGGACCUGUGCACAUGCAAGUGUACUUUUUAUUUGAUUUCAGGGGGGGGCUUUCAACCUUUUGUUUUCAUGUUUUGACACACCUGGUUUCUUUGUUUACAUGGACCCGGCCUCGCCCUCCUCCAGUUAAAAGGAACUUUGGUGUAUUGAGUAAGGAAAGGUCACUUCCAGUUGCCAGUGGAUGACCAUUAAAUGUGAUGCUUACUUGAUUUCAUUUGAUUUUAAACCUGCUGAAUACAUAGGUUCCAUUCUGGUUGAUGAACUUUACAGUGAAACUUUAAUGUGGAAGCGGUUGGGGCGGGUUUUGUGUGUAUUUAAUUCCGAGGUGAGUUUUGCCUUAUUUCCACACGUCUGAUUGUGCAGAGUGGCUGGGAAAGCCGCACCUUGUAAGACAAAAUUAAAUGUCUUUUUUUUAAAAAACAAACUGCUGUCAAAAGGUGUCUGAAGUCAGAGGUCAGUGGUGUAUGUCAGAAACGGAUCCGGGUGUGACAUCCCUUCAUUUGUCACGUGGUGGGAAAAGCUGCUUUAGUUUGUGUAAUGAGGAGCGUUUGGACAAAUCCAGCAAGGAUUUCUUUCAGCUGGGCUCUGUGACGUCUCCUCUCACCGAGGACAGCUGCCGCUCUGGUGUUCUUGCGCUCGCAACUAAACGUGUCGCUGUUGCUUUAAGUCACGUGACGUUUUCCCCUGGCAACGCAUGAUGCAAGCAAGCG
This is a messenger RNA of Dunckerocampus dactyliophorus (ringed pipefish), 2487 nucleotides long. RefSeq names its product solute carrier family 39 member 9 (gene slc39a9). The record is from RefSeq and is a predicted model, not a curated record. Gene Ontology annotation, biological process: transmembrane transport; zinc ion transport. Lineage: Eukaryota; Metazoa; Chordata; Actinopteri; Syngnathiformes; Syngnathidae. Gene Ontology annotation, molecular function: metal ion transmembrane transporter activity. Gene Ontology annotation, cellular component: membrane. The coding region runs from base 481 to 1425 and encodes 314 amino acids. The transcript has 7 exons.